This is a messenger RNA of Neocloeon triangulifer, 909 nucleotides long. RefSeq names its product alpha-aspartyl dipeptidase. Lineage: Eukaryota; Metazoa; Arthropoda; Insecta; Ephemeroptera; Baetidae. The transcript is spliced from 6 exons. The record is from RefSeq and is a predicted model, not a curated record. Gene Ontology annotation, molecular function: serine-type peptidase activity. Gene Ontology annotation, biological process: proteolysis. Bases 78 to 815 code for a protein of 245 amino acids.
UAUUUUGACCUCAGAAAAAUCUUAUCGUCACCGCGCCCGUUAUCUGAGUCAACACUGCUCAAUUCAUCACAUGCCUCAUGAUAAGCCGCAUGAUGGCAAAUGCAAGGCGAAUUCUCUUAUUGUCCAGCUCAACGGUCCAUGGUUCUGGAUACCUGGAGUAUGCUGCUGGCCACAUUAAGGAAUUUUUGCAAAAGAGCAAAGUAAAAACAAUUUUGUUUGUGCCUUACGCGUUGAAGGAUCACAAUGAGUACUUGAACAAAGUCCAAGGACCAUUGAAGCAAUUAGGUUAUGCAGUAGAGGGCAUUCAUGAGGCAACAAACGCAAUUGAUGCCAUCAAAAAAGCUGAAGCAAUUUAUAUUGGGGGUGGAAACACUUUCCUACUUUUAAAGACUCUUUAUGAUUUGAACCUAAUUGAGCCUAUUAAAGAAAGAGUCCUGAAGGAUGGCAUUCCAUAUAUUGGAAGCUCUGCGGGAAGUAACGUGGCCACUGCAAGUAUUAACACGACCAACGACAUGCCCAUUGUGUGGCCACCAACCCUAACUGCCCUUGCACUUGUGCCAUUCAACAUAAACCCUCACUACAUUGACUUUGACCCCGACUCCAAGCACAAAGGGGAAACUCGAGAAGAGCGGAUAAGCCAGUACCAUGAGAUUCCUGGCUCUCCACCCGUUCUGGGAUUGCGAGAAGGUGCAAUUUUACAAGUCGAAGGCGACGUUGCCAAGAUUUUGGGAACUUACGGGGCUAAAUUAUUCACAGUCGAAAAUCAGCCGCAGGAGUUUAGAGUUGGAGAAGAAGUUAGUUUUCUGCUGAAGUGAUUUUUUUCAAUGAAUUAAAAGUACAGUAUUGCACUCAUAACCAGUUCUUUCAAGCAUUGGUUGUUUCGUUUUAUUCAUCAUUCCAUACCUUGUA